Messenger RNA from Paramecium sonneborni, 4937 nucleotides. The record is from the annotation of a GenBank genome assembly. Lineage: Eukaryota; Ciliophora; Oligohymenophorea; Peniculida; Parameciidae.
AUGGAUAUCAAUUAAGCAUUUAGUUUGAACAAAAAGAAAAAAGGAGGUAUUUCUUAGAUCACUUAUAGUGCAAAAUAAUUAAUCUUUACAAUUACUCUUCAAUUAUUAAAUGGAGAACAAUAACCAAAAAUAUUAAAUUGUCUUGCCAUUUUUAUUUAAUACUUUUAGUUAACAUCAUUUUUAUUUGGAGAAAAUAUUUGGAAAAUUUGGAAGAAUUUAAGUGUUUCGCAAAGGAUUCACAGUUUUCUUUAGUAUAAAAUAUUUGACAAAUAUUAGGUGUUUUCUAUUUUCUCCUUACAUAUAACCAUAGGAUUAUUCAUCAUUAGUGAUCAUGUAUUAUGUUUGCAUAGGUGUUUUUAUGUUUAUGACAAUGUUAGCCAUUUAUAAAGGAUUGAAUGUAAAGAAAAAAAAGGAAGAAAAUAGCUGGAUACUCCUGAUAUUGAAGAUAUUAAUAAAUUUGUUUCUUUCAAUAUUAUUUCUUCCAUACAUAGAUUUAUUCAUAUCAAUUAUAGAUUGUGAAAAUGAUGGAAAUGGAAAUUAUUAACAUUAUUAUUUUCCUAAUCAAUAAUGCUGGUAAGAGGCUCAUAUAAUUCAUGGAAUUAUUGCUAUAAUUAUGAUAUUAAUCUUUUAUGGAUUUUGUAUAAUAUUUGGUGCAAUAUAUUAUGAAUUUCAAUAUAACUCUGCUUAAGUAAAUUCAUAAUAAAACGGAAGAAUUUCAACAUACUUAUAUACUUAUCAGUUAAUUACAAUAAUUCUUUAAAAACUAAUAAAAGAUUAAAAAUUUUAGUAUUUAGAAAUAAUAGUAAUAUUGAUAGGAAGUCUAAUAUUACUAAAAAAAUUUCACAUAGAAUAACCUUUUUAUUCUUAAAUUAUACAAAAGUGUUGGUCAAUUACGAUAACUUUAAAUUUUUGGGGAAUCUUAUUAUUAUUUUGUGCAAAAAUUUUGGAAGAGCGUUAUUUUAAUGGAAUAAUUUAUACAUUUCUAAUUGGAUUACCAUUAAUAGCAGUUUCAGUCUUAAGAAUAGAGAGAUAAAAUUUUGAUCUACUAUUAAUUAAUCAUGCAAAGGUAAAGAAUGUUAAUGAGAUAAUUAAUUAAACUAAUUAUUUAAUAAAAUUACUAAAUUAAAUAAAAUUUGAUGAUAAUGCUUAGAUAAUAGUAGAUGCUUAUUUAGAAAUUCAUAAAGGAACAUGUAUAAAAGAUGAUUGUUAUUUAAAAGUAAAAAAUUAAGCAAAAUUUAAAUUAAGUAAUUCUUUAUUAAGGGAUACUUCAUUAACUGAAAGAGAGAUUGAUUUAAUUUUUAUAUUAGGAUAGAUUUAUUAUAAUUAAAUCAAAAGAUUUCCAGAAUCAAUAUCUCUUCGAAUAUAAUAUGCUUUUAUAUUGUCUGAUUAUAUGAGACAAUUAAAAUAGGCAUAUAAUGAAUUAAAGUAAGCUGAAUAGAUGAAUCAAUAAUUUGAUGAAGAAUUUAUAAUAAUGAGAAAAAAGUUAUAAAUUUAAGAAUAAUUAGAUGUGUUUUAAAAUGAAAGUUUUGGUAAAGUUGAUAUAGAAACUCAAAUUACAUUUUAGAAUGAUUAUCGAUAACUUUAGUAAUAUGUUGAAGAAACAACUUUAAUAUAAAUGGAUUUUUGGUCUGUAUUAUAAGAAGAUUUUCCAGAUUUUUCAAAAUUAUAUAAAAAUGGUUAGAAAAUAAAUCAUCUUCUUCUUUAAAUUGAAUAAUUAUGGUUCAAAUUAGAAAAAGUGUCUUAGAACCUAUCAAAAGCUUAAAGGCUUUAUGGAAGUUUUUUGAAAGAAGUUAUAUAGGAUGAAGAAUAUGGUGAUGAAAUUCUAAAAAAAUCAGUACUUACUUAAUAGUAAUAUUAAGGUGAUAAAUAGAAAAUUGUUACUUUUAUAUCUGGAGAAGAUAUAGGAUUUGAAUAGCAGCCAACUAUUAUUGUAUCAACAUCAGUAGAAAAGUUUGCAUUAGUAAUUACAUUAAAUCAAUCAUGUUGUAGAUUAAUUGGUUAUACAAGAUAAGAAAUUAUUAAUAGAAAAAUCAAUCUAUUUAUGCCAAACUUAUACACAAAAUUUCAUGAUCAAUACAUAGAAAAUUUUUUAAUAACUAGUGAUAUUAAGAAUAUUAAUAAAGAACGUUUUAUUUUUUUAAAAGACAAAUAAAAUUAUUUAAUUCCUUGUUUUAUAGUAUUGAGAAUUUUACAUACAUGUGAAGAAAAUGUAAAUUUGGCUGCCUAAUUUAUAACAAUUAAAACAUUUAAACCAACCUGUUAUUUUAUUUUAGAUUAUGAUUAUGUUAUUGACUCUAUGUCAUCAUCAGUUUUUUCAUUCUUUGGAAUUGAAAAUAGACAUCUUACAAAUAAAAAGGUUUAUUUUUAAUAAUUGUUUCCAGAUUUUCUUGAUGAAUUAGACUCUUUUAAAUCUAAAUUUGGAGGUAGACUCAAAUAUUUUCCUGAAAAUAUUUAAAAAACAGCCCAUUAAUCUUUAUCUAGUUUUAAUGCUUUAGAAAAAGAACUUGAUUUUAAUUGUACAUUAAGAGAAAUUCUAAAUAUGUAAAUUAAUGAAAUUGCAGGGUAUUAUGUUAAACUAGAAUUAAUUGAUGAUGUUUAAUAAAACUUGGCAGUUAUUCAAAAGUAAAAAUAAUUUAAUUUUUAAUAUAAUUAUAUGAUGAAAGAAUAGAUUUAUGUAGGUGAUUUCGUUUAAGAAGAUAAUUCUAAGUUAUCAAAUAGUUUUUAAUCAAAUUCUAAUGAUGCUUCUGUAUCAUAAAAUUAUUAAUUUAAUGAGCCAACUCAUAUAGAUUCUAACAGACGUAGAUCUACAAGAUUUGGAGAUAGAUUUUAAAUAUUAAUUGAUUAUGCAGAAGAGAUUAGAACCUUAAGAUUAUUUAGAAAUUAAUUAUAAGAUAUUGAAGAUGAUGAAAGUGAAAUGUCAGAAUUAGAUGAAAGUGAAAGUGUCUUUUAAUCAUAAAUUUAAACAAAAUCAAAAUAAUCAUAAUUGUCUGAGUUUGACAAUAAUAUAUUUCAUUCAAGGAAAAAAUUGUAGAAUAUUAUCUUUACAUCUAAUACACCUAAAUCUAUAAGUAAAGUUUAAUGGAUCGUUAAUUUAAUCGCAAUUCUUAUUUUAAUAUUAGCUAUUAUUGAUUAUUCUAUAUCUAAUUCAUAAUCUGAUCAAGUCUAAGAUACAAUACUAUUAGUUUAUGAUGGUAAUAUUAGAAAUAGUGAAUUAGGUAUAAUAUUAAACUCAGUCUUAAAUUUGUAACUCUUAAAUAAAAAUGUUUUCAAUCUAACAGCAAAAUAAGCUUCUGAAUAUGAAUUGUAAUAAAAAUAAUUUAUUAAUGAUUCCAUUUCUAUGAUAAAUCAAAUAAAUUAAUAAAUUCUUAUGAUGGUUGAUAGUAUGACAUCUUCAACAUUUACUUUUGAAUAUAAUUAAAAUGAUAUUAAAAUUAAGUUCAAUCAAGAAAAUUUUCAAUAUUACAGUUUAAACUAAGCUAUUCAAUAAAUUGUAAGUAAAUCAUUAAUCCUAAGAAAUAAGAAUUUAUCAUAUUUUAAUUAUUAAGAUUCAGAUGUCUUUUUUUUGAAUUAUAACUUACUAAACGAAAUGUUUAAUUCUUUAAAGUAAUCCUAAAACUAUUUUAUUGAUAAUCUUAUAGAUAAUACUUCAAAUAAAUAUACAACAAUUCUAAUACUUUUACUAAUAUCUGUCUCAUCAAUCACUAUUGGUAUUUUACUUAUCGUGAUUGUGAUGAGAUCUGUUUAUAAAUCUUAAACUGAGAUAAUAAAAUUAUUUUUGAAUUUGCCUGAUAAGACUAUCAGAUUUUUGUAUAGAAAAUGCGAAAAUUUCUUAUCAAAUCUAUAAAUUGGCGAAGAUGGAGAUCUAACAUCUGAAAAUGAUAGCAAUAUAGAUAAUUAAAAUUAAGAAGAUUAAUAACAAUUAUAAAAUACAUUAAAGACUAGAAGAACCAAAAAAAAAUUAAAAAAAAAUAGUAUCGAAAAAAAUUAUCAUAUCUAUGCAAUAAUUAUUGCAAUGAUCUUAAUUUAAUUUUAUUUCAUAUUAGCUUUUAUUUUUAGUAGUACAUUAGUAAGUUAAAUUGAAAGUCUAUUUUCUUAAUUUAAUUUAACCUUAAGAAGUGAAUAAUAUUUUCGAUUUUCAGAAAUAACUUAAAAGUCUUUGUUUAAUUCAAGAAAUAUGACUAUAAUGAAUACUGAUCCUUACGAUUAUGUUAUGUAAAAUAUAGAUGAACUAUUUGAUCAUAAUUCUUUUUUCUUAGAAUAUCAUUCUUAAAAUAUUGAUUUACUUGAUUAAUAAUAUAUUGAUGCAUAUAAUUCUUUAUUUGUUUAAAAUCCUUGUGAGAUUAUAAGUCAAUAAGAUAUAAAGAUAGAUAUGGAGAUUUGCAACUAAUUUAUGGACAAAGCAUUUUCACAAGGUCUUAAUGUAGGGAUACCAAGAUUUAUAGAAAAUUAACGUUAUUUGAUGACUAUUUAUAAUUAAUUUUAUAAUAAUCCUUCAGCGAAUUUUACACUUUUAGCUCGUGGAUUCUCAACAUUCAGAAAUAUCACUAAAAAUAGUGAUAAUAGUACUAAUUUUAUUCUGAAUUUAAAUAACUUUAUGCAAGCUUAAGAAAAUAGAGAAGUCUAGCAUUUAUAUUUCAAAAGUAAAUUAAUUUAAUAAUUUAGAUGCUUUUAGAUUUUUAUCAUAAUAAUUCAUAAUUGGAUUAAGGAAUACUUUAAACAAUUUACAAUUUCAAAGAAUGUCAAUUUUCAUUGUUUUUUUAGUGUUUCUAAUUGUGAUCUAUUUUUUAUUAUGGUUACCUUAGAUAUUAAUUCUUACGAAAAAUAUACUUGAAGCAAGAGCAAUGAUUUUACUGAUUCCUUUAAGAAUCAUUUAGAAAAUCAAAUUAUUAAAAGAUUUUAUAAGAUAUAAUAUCCAAGAGGUAGAUUAAGAAUUUUGA